Molecule: messenger RNA, 780 nt
Organism: Elaeis guineensis (African oil palm)
Lineage: Eukaryota; Viridiplantae; Streptophyta; Magnoliopsida; Arecales; Arecaceae
Source: RefSeq, a predicted model, not a curated record
AUGGAGAUCUCUUCAGACAAAGCUGAACAUAGGACAAAUAAAACCACAGGUCGAGAUCAUGGUCAAGACAGUGGUUGCAGCAACCAUAUGACAGGUGUCAAGGAGAUUUUUCAGAAUUUGGAUGAAUCAGUGAAAGUCUCAGUUUAUCUUGAUGAUAACAAGCAAGUUCAGUCAGAAGGCAAAGAUACUAUUGUGAUUCGCACUUGUAAAAAGGUUGAUACACCAAUGAAUGCUAAUGAAAAAUUAACUCUUGAGGAUGACACAGAUCUAGCAGAUGCAACAUCUUUUCGAAAAUUGGUUGGAGGGUUGAUGUAUUUGACAUAUACUAGGCCUGACAUUGUAUUUGCAGUAACUAAAAAGAUCUUACGUUAUGUUCGUGGAACUAGCAACUAUGGCAUAUGGUACUCUCAUAUUACUAAUCUGAAUUUGUUUGGCUUUAGUGACAGUGAUUGGGUAGAUUCUUUGGAUGAUCGAAAGAGCACAACAGGAUUUCUUUUCAGUCUUGAUUCAGGAGCAAUUACCUGGACAUCAAAGAAGCAAGUAACAGUUGCAUUGUCUUUAUCUGAAACUGAGUAUGUUGCGGGUGCAGCUGCAGCAUGCCAAGCAAUUUGGGUACAAAGAAUUCUUGAAGAUCUCCAACAACUUCAGUUAAAUGCAACCGAGAUCUUUUGUGACAACAUGGCUGCCAUCUUCAUGUCAAAAAUCUUUCUCAUCAUGGCCGUGUUAAGCACAUUGACAUCCGUCAUCACUUCUUGUAGGAGAUGGUCUUUAAAGGUUUGA